AUGGCUAAAUUUGAUCUUACAUUAAAAAUAAUUCCAUACCUGGAUCUACAUUUAGGUUUUCCACUCUUGGAGUAUAUAGAUACCAAAAGGAUCUAUGACGAGAAUGAACUGCUUCACGCUAAACUCGGUAUUCUCAGCAAAACAAACAUGAUUGAUUAUGUUAUUGAUAUUAGGAAGCAGCUGUAUCCUGAUCAAGAAGUACCAGAGGAACUGAAGAUGCGUCGUGCUGAGGUUGUUAAAGAACUUGGAGUUUUACAAAACAACGUUUCCAAAGUAGUCGGGUGGAUGAAUGACGAAGAAGUUAUGAAAAAAAUGGAAGAAAUGCGUGACUCCAAAGCGCUUAACAAUUAUUUGGUUCAAGAUUUAGAAUUUAAAAUUGAAAUGAUGGACGAACUCGUGAAACUAGCCAAGUACCGUUAUGAAUGCGGUAAUUAUUCUAUUUCCACUUCGUAUUUGUAUUUCUACUUGUUGAUCAUGCCGCCAACUGACAAGAAUUACUUGAAAGUUUUAUGGGGUAAACUAUCGUCGGAAAUUCUUACUCAGAACUGGGAUGCUGCAUUAGAAGACGUUUAUAAAUUACGUGAAUUCAUUGACAACAGCGCUUUGGGUAGUCCUGCUCACAUUCUUCAGCAGCGCACGUGGUUAAUUCACUGGAGCUUAUUUGUUUUCUUUAACCAUGUUAAGGGACGUGACGCACUUAUUGAACUUUACUUGAAUGCCAUUCAAACGACUUGUCCCCACAUUCUUCGUUACUUGGCAGCUGCAGUUAUCGUAAAUCGUUCUAAGAGAUCAACUCUGAAAGAUCUUAUCAAAGUAAUUCAACAAGAAUCUUAUACCUACCGUGAUCCAAUUACUGAAUUUUUGGAACAUUUGUAUGUGAAUUUUGACUUUGAAGGAGCGCGUCUUAAACUACAAGAGUGUCAGACAGUUAUUCUCAAUGACUUUUUCCUAGUUGCUUUGUUAAAUGAAUUUGUAGAAAAUGCAAGGCUGAUGAUUUUUGAAACUUUCUGUCGUAUUCAUCAGUGCAUCAGCAUCAGUAUGCUCGCUGAGAAACUUGACAUGAAACCAGAUGUAGCGGAAUGUUGGAUUGUUAACUUGAUUCGUAACGCCCGACUAGACGCUAAAAUUGACAGCAAACUGGGACAUGUUAUUAUGGGUGUCGAGCCAGUGUCUCCAUAUCAACAAAUAAUUGAGAAAAUAGAAACCUUGAGCGUACGAAGCGAAGCAUUGGAAAACCUUAUUGAACGUAAAUUAAAAGUUAAAAGCCAAGAUCGUGGCGGUAUUGUUUGGAAUUAA
Messenger RNA from Cotesia congregata, 1296 nucleotides. The record is from the annotation of a GenBank genome assembly. Lineage: Eukaryota; Metazoa; Arthropoda; Insecta; Hymenoptera; Braconidae.